Molecule: messenger RNA, 2054 nt
Organism: Dendronephthya gigantea
Lineage: Eukaryota; Metazoa; Cnidaria; Anthozoa; Malacalcyonacea; Nephtheidae
Exons: 3
Coding region: 134-1618 (494 amino acids)
Source: RefSeq, a predicted model, not a curated record
GUUCUUUUCAUGCUGUUGGAUUAAGUUUAGAUUGAAUUGGGAUUCCUCACGUUGUAUAAAAUAGCGCAAGGUCCCUGUUUGGGUUACCAGUUCUGCACCGAACUACACCUAAAUCACUACAUUCAAAUAAAAAAUGUUGCUAAGCUGUUUUCAACGCAAAGUGCUUUUAGCUUCGAGACAUAAUCAAAUUCUACGUGCCCAUAGUUAUGCGACACAGCUUGAAAGCAAAAUAACGGAACUAUCCAAAAACGUCUACAAGCAACGUGUUAUAAGCAGGCGUCCUCUUGAUGGCCUCGAGUCCCUUUUUCACGAAUGCCAUAAAACCGGGAUUGGUUUUUCGUAUCUUGUAACUGGGAUAAGAUCGAAAGUUCCAAUUGAAGAAAAAUCUUUGCGUGAAGCCCUAACCAUGGUAUCCUACCAGCAGCCUUUGCUACGAGCAACAAUAACAGAAACCGCAGACGUUAAAUAUUUCGAAAGCAAGGAAGGACGCGUUAGUUUUGGCUUUUCGGCCCUGGAUAAAGACAUCAACGACACGGAAGCAAUCACGGAGGAAAUAUUCGCGAAUACGAAGUUCGAACGCGAUAAUGGACCACUCUGGAAUGCUGUGUUGAUUCCCGGAAAUUUUCAUCCAAGUUCCGAAACGUACACGGGAGGCGUGGCAUUAGCGAUAUCGCACGCUAUUGCUAAUGCGCACAGUCUGGUCGCGGUUUUAAGGCAAACUCUUGGCUAUCUUGAAAAUAUCGCUAAAGGGACCGCACCGAAAGUAGAAGAUAUCCCGAGUUUACCACUGUACCCGAGCUCUGCGGCGCUUCUAUCACACAAACUUAAGAAUCUCUCUACACCAAACCGCAUUAUAUCUUCGCAAGACUACAUUAACCCAGUGCUCAACCAGUUUCCUACGAUUGAAAAUGAUCCACAGAAAUCAGAACCAAGAACGAAAGUCCUUAUCCGUACCAUACCAGCCGAGAGGGUAGUCUCCUUCCUUCAACAAUGUCGAAGCAACAACUGCAGUAUAACCGGGGCCAUCCUUGCCGCUUGUCAUUAUUCGUUUAGCGCUCUUCUCAAAACCACUCAAUUCUCCGCUAAUGCAACAAAUGAUAUCACAUGUCUCACGUCCGUUGGCAAAAAUCAUCAGCCUACGCUCCCAAACGACUAUGUUGCAUGCCACUAUGGUGCGCUAACCUACGACAUCGAGCUGUCCACGUCAAAUACAGACUUUUGGGAGCUCGCUCGGUCGUUAACUAAAGAUAUCCGCUACGAUAUUGGCCGCGAAAAACACUUGGAAUUUCUAUCGAAAGUCGAAACCGACAGCCAAAUGUUUAUAAAAAACGUUCUACAUGAAGGCAGUCUUAAACUAGCGUCUCGAAAGAAGUCGUCUCUUACCGUAUCGAAUAUUGGGUCUGUCUUCACGGAAACCAACCCUGAAGACUUAUUUCAUCCGCAAGAGUUAAUUGUUGGUACACCAAUUCACAAAAGGUUUGGAACUUUUGGGAACUACAUUAUUGGUCUAAAAGGCAAACUACAUUACAUGUUCUGCUACGAUGGCAGCAUUAUUUCUCGUGAAAUCGCGCAAAGUUAUUCAGACGGUGUCUGGAACGCAUUAAAGCUUCAGGCUUAAAUAUAUUCGGUGGCAAGACAUCUAUACAUGCAGGCGGAUCCAAGAUAAGGGAGAAUAAAUUACUAUACAGUUCUAUUUUGCCAUUCUUAAUAGCCUUAGUAGAUUUUUAUUGCAUAGAAAUAUUUAUGGCAAAAUCCAUGAUCAAUGGCUUUGUUAUAUUUUUAAUUACGAAUCCGUUCUUUCAUUAACUUACCAGAAAUUUCCGACAUGGUGAUUUGCAUAUAAACUAAUUUGCAUACAACCUUUCAACAAUAAUGGCCUUUAACUUUUACCGCAUAUAUAGCCGCCAUGUUUUAUGCAUUUUCUGCCAGGCGCUUCCUUCUCUGGGUCCUCCCCAAAAUUCCUUGCGUGCUCGCUCUGCUUAGCCACUGAUCUACUGUAAAAAAGCGCCUGGGAACGAGGCUGGGCCGGUUGUAUCAAGCCCGUUUAGCUUAAA